AUGAACAAAGUAAAUGCAGCAAAUUCCAUCAAAAAUCGAUUCCAAGAGAUUGAAAAAAAGAUGGGUCCAUUCAACAGGAAGGAAGUCAGCUUUAAAUUAAGUUUUAUGAAAAUCAAGGAUAUACAAAAGGAAUUAAUCAAUGAGCUUUUAGAGCUAAUAGAAAGCAAUGUUGGUAAUUACUUUAAAUCCAGUAAACUAGGAUGGAAUGAACGAAAAAAGAUGAGGGACUUAAAAUCAAAAAAUGCAUGCUACUUAAUAAUUAAAGACGAGGAUUUAUUAGCUGGAUUUUCAAUGUUCAAAUUUGAAAUGGAUUUUGAUCGAGCAGUGCUUUAUUGUUAUGAGCUACAAAUCAAGGAAGAAUAUCAAGGCAAGGGAUUAGGAAGACACUUAAUGAGAUGUAUGGAAGAAUUGGCAAAGAUUCAUGACAUGGAAUGUAUUGUGCUGACAGCAUUAGCGAAUAAUGAAGAGGCAAUGAGAUUUUAUGAAUACUGUGGAUUCAUACUUGAUGAGACUGAUCCACAAGUCAAAGACUAUAAAAUUCUCAGUAAAGCGACUACAAAGUAG
Chironomus riparius is the source of this 564-nucleotide messenger RNA. The record is from the annotation of a GenBank genome assembly. NCBI's taxonomy places the organism in Eukaryota, Metazoa, Arthropoda, Insecta, Diptera, Chironomidae.